UCAAACCCCACAGAGUUACCCAACCCAAAACCCUCCUCCUAUUUUUUUCUUUGAGCGUCCCCUUUUCUUACGAUUUCUCUCGACGAUGUCGUUGGAUAUGGCAGAUAACUACCUUCACGUACAAGAAAUAGAUUUCGAGGACCCUGAUGACGAGUACUACCCCGGUAUCUUCUACUCCAUUGAUGUCCAAGCCAGGUUCACGUUUUUUCCCGACGAUGACGACGAUAAUGUAAUGGCGGCGAUGGAGAGGUUGAAAACAGAUAUCUACGAGAUCGAAGCCGAGGAUUUGACUAAAACUUUCUUACAGAACAUGUUUCAGUCCAUGGACGUGCCCGUAGACGAACGCAUGAUCGAGAAGGUUUUGGCGUGCGCUAACAGGAUGGCUCAGAGUGACCGCUACGGCCACCGCCAGGUGCGGCGGAUGCAAGUGAAGGUUGAAAUGUUUGUGAAGGAUCCGCGGUCGACUGUGAGAGGUGUGGAGAUGGGGUAAAACUGUUGAGUGGUUAGAGAUGCUAGGGUAUGGUUUUUCAAUUUCUUUUCUUAAUUGGAAUUUAGUGUCAUAAUCAUUGAAAGUUUUCUUAAUUUGAAGCCUUUUUUUAGAUGCAAAAGUUUGGUUCUUUAUCCGUAAUUCAGAAAUUUGAAUUGUCUCAAAUAAGUGAAUUAUAUCGUUCUUGAUAUGGAAUUUGGUGGUAAUGUUAGUGAUUUAUUAUUAUUAUUAUUUUUUUUUUCAAUAAUGUUAGUGCUGUUUG
Molecule: messenger RNA, 749 nt
Organism: Rubroshorea leprosula
Lineage: Eukaryota; Viridiplantae; Streptophyta; Magnoliopsida; Malvales; Dipterocarpaceae
Source: the annotation of a GenBank genome assembly